GACUGAUGCUAACGACAAAACCUAGUUGUAACAGUUAACAGAGAACUCGCAUAACUCGUUAAGUCCCACGUACAGCUCAGUUCCUCCUCCCUCGCAACGCCGCGUGUAGUAGGUGCGGCAGGUCACAAGCUCCAUCGCAGUCCACUACAUCGUCGACAGCGACGGUCUCAAUCUCUAGUCGGGGUUUUCCACUCAAACCCAAGUCAAGGACCAAGUGUUUACAUGAGAAAUUUGGCUUUGCACUACUACUUCAGAAAACUUCGUGUACUUCUACAUACGGCUACUUCUGUAAUAGAAUUAUCCCCUGUCCUACAAAAUAAAACCCUAGUUUAUGAUUUCGUCGUGGCUGCCUGACCGGAGUAUUAUGGAUAACACACGUUCUACCUCGGGAAAUGGUGAGGAUAAUGUUGGGAUCCCUGAUGAUUUGCGUUGCAAGAGGUCUGAUGGGAAACAGUGGAGGUGCACUGCCAUGUCCAUGCCGGAUAAGACGGUAUGUGAAAAGCACUAUAUACAAGCAAAGAGGAGGGCAGCAAAUUCUGCUUUAAGAGCCAGUUUAAGGAAAGCCAAACGGAAAUUCGUAGGUGAAAGUGGAGAAGCUUACUCGGAGAGUAAAAGUGACGAUUUUGAUAUGCCAGUUGCCAACUUUAAAGUCGACGAUCACCCUCAUUCAGUCUCUGGAAAGAAGCAUAAAGAGAAGGUAGCAAAGAAUCAGGUUUGCUAUUCACCCGAGACAUCUCCCAUGAGGAAUUUGUCUGGACGCAACUCUCUAAAGCCCGAUGAUGAUUCACAAAUGGAUGUUCCUCAGUUUGAAGAGAAUUGGAGGUCCUCUCAGACCCCACCCCUUUCUGCUAUGGACUCGUCCAGGAAGAGAUCGCGGAUGAGUUUUGACACCAAUGCUACUACCGAAUCCUCUGAUGGAAGCACAGACUCUUCCGAGGAUACUGAAGGCCAAACUUGCCAUCAAUGUCGAAGGAAUGAUAGAGAAAGAGUUUUUUGGUGCCUCAGAUGUGAUCGGAGAGGAUUUUGUGAUUUGUGUAUCUCGACUUGUUACUCAGACUUACCAUUUGAAGAAGUCGAGAAGGUUUGUCCUGCAUGCCGAGGUAUAUGUAAUUGCAAGGUGUGUGUGCGGGGAGAUAAUACUAUAAAGGUAAGGAUACGGGAGAUACCUGUCUUAGACAAGUUGAAAUAUCUCUACUGCCUCUUAUCUUCAGUGCUUCCUUUGAUUAAGAAGAUCCAUCAUGAGCAGUGUUCAGAAGUGGAACUGGAGAAACAGCUUCGUGGAACAGAUAUGGAUCUCGUCCGGGCCAAAUUGAGUGCAGAUGAGCAGAUGUGCUGCAAUUUUUGUAGGAUACCCAUUAUUGAUUAUCAUCGACACUGCACAAGUUGCUCAUAUGACCUGUGCCUCAGUUGCUGCCAAGAUCUUGCAGGAGUGUCGACAUGUGAUGCAAAAGGUGAAGCGGCAGGCAAUCAAACCAGGGAGAGAAGCCAAGACAAAGGUUCUGUGUCGGAGCAGUUGAAAGUAUCCAGAGGAAAGUUCAAUCUAUAUAAAAGGUUUCCUGAUUGGAAAAGCAAUGGUGAUGGCAGUAUUCCUUGCCCCCCAAAGGAGUACGGUGGAUGUGGUUAUCCAUCAUUGAGUCUGAACCGUAUAUUCAAGAUGAACUGGGUUGCUAAAUUGGUAAAAAACGUCGAGGAAAUGGUAAGUGGCUGUAAGAUUCAUGAUGUUGUCACCUCACAGAAGGCUGGGUUAGAUGAUCCUAAACUCUGUCAAUUCGCUCAUAGAGAGGAUAGUGAUGAUAAUUACCUGUACUGCCCAUCAUCUCAAGACAUCAAAAAACAAGGUAUUGGUGAUUUUAGAAAACAUUGGGCCAGAGGUGAACCUGUUAUUGUUACUCAGAUAUGUGAUAGUUCAUGCACUUCAAGCUGGGAUCCAAUGGUUAUAUGGAGAGGGAUACGGGAGACGGCAGAUGAGAAAACAAAAGAUGAGAACAGAAUGGUGAAGGCCGUAGAUUGCUUAGACUUUUCUGAGGUUGACAUUGAACUUGAUCUAUUCAUCAAAGGAUACUCAAAUGGCCGACUACGUGAAGAUGGUUGGCCAGAAAUGUUGAAGUUGAAGGAUUGGCCUUCACCCAGUGCUUCUGAGGAGUUUUUGUUGUAUCAGAGACCUGAGUUUAUCAGUAAACUGCCAUUACUAGAGUUCAUUCAUUCCAGGUUGGGUCUUUUAAACGUUGCUGCAAAGUUGCCUCAUUUCUCAUUGCAGAAUGAUGCAGGACCUAAGAUCUAUAUAUCUUAUGGGACCCAUGAGGAACUUUGUAGAGGUGAUUCGGUGGUCAAUCUUCAAAUCAAUAUGCGUGACUUGGUAUAUCUAUUGGUGCAUACACGUGAAGUGAAGCAGAAAGGUUUGCAGGGUGCUGAUGAUGAGAAGAAACAAAGUUCAUAUGCAGAAUCUGAGGUGAAUUAUUCUUUCUACAAACCAGAAACGAGUAUGGAUGAGGAAGGGUUGCCUAAUUUAGCACUUUGUGGACACAAUAUGAAAAGUGAUAUUGGGGAAACAUAUGCUGCAAAUGAGGAUGAGAUAAUGGAAGAUCAUGGAGCGGACACGUCUCUUACCACAACUGAGAAAACUGACAAUAAUGAACAGUCAAAAAUAGAUAGCGUUGAUGCCUUCAUGAAAACUCGUCCAGGAGCUCAUUGGGAUGUUUUUCGCCGGCAAGAUGUUCCAAAGUUAAUUGAGUAUUUGCGAAUACACUGCAAGGAUUUUGGGAAGCUAGACUAUGUUGUAAAUAAUCCUGUGAUCCAUCCACUUUUUGGCGGGGCAAUUUUUUUGAAUGGGAACCACAGGAGACAAUUGAAAGAAGAAUUUGGAGUUGAGCCAUGGUCGUUUGAACAGAAUUUGGGAGAAGCUGUGUUUGUUCCUACUGGAUGCCCUUUCCAGGUGAAGAAUCUUCAGUCCACUGUUCAGUUGGGACUUGAUUUCCUAUCUCCUGAAAGUGUGGCGGAGGGAUUUAGAUUGACUGAUGAAGUUCGUUGUCUUCCAAAUGACAAUGAUGCAAAACUUCAAGUUUUGGAGGUCAGGCAAAGCAAAAUUUUCUCAAAUGUAGGAAAAAUAUCACUAUACGCAGCAAGUUUUGCCAUUAAAGAAGUCCAGAAAUUGGUGCUUGAUCCAAAACUUGGCGUAGAGAUCAGAUUCGAGGAUCCUAAUCUCACUGCGAUGGUUUCUGAGAACUUGGAGACUGUUACCAAGCAAAGACGGAUAACUUGUGCUUGAACUUCUGUACAGAGCUUUAGUUUAGAGAUUGGUUUUGACGAGCCUAAUCUAACAGCAAUUGUUUCCGAGAACUUGGAGAAUGUCACCAAGCAAAUCCCGGCAACUUGUGCUUAAACAACCACUGUACAAAAUUUUAUAGGUGUAGGGAACUUACAUUUUGGCUGUUGUGCCCAUAUGAUUUUGAUGUACAAAUGUAUUUACAUAGGAUUCUAUUAAUGAAUUUCAAGAAGUGUAAUUAUCUAUUUGGUGCCACGGUCCUAGCACUUCCAAUCA
Tripterygium wilfordii is the source of this 3538-nucleotide messenger RNA. RefSeq names its product lysine-specific demethylase JMJ25-like. NCBI's taxonomy places the organism in Eukaryota, Viridiplantae, Streptophyta, Magnoliopsida, Celastrales, Celastraceae. The record is from RefSeq and is a predicted model, not a curated record. Gene Ontology annotation, molecular function: transcription coregulator activity; histone H3K9 demethylase activity; chromatin DNA binding. Gene Ontology annotation, cellular component: histone deacetylase complex; chromatin. Gene Ontology annotation, biological process: regulation of transcription by RNA polymerase II. Bases 332 to 3265 code for a protein of 977 amino acids. The transcript is spliced from 16 exons.